GAAGCGCGGCUCGGCUCUGCUCUGCGCACGCGCGGCCGUCGCCUUGGUUUCCGGGCGGCGCGGGCCGCAGCGCGGAGCGGCGGGCGUUGGGGCGGUCCGUGCCGCUGGUUCUUGUAUUGCAGGGCGGUGAUCGCUGAUCUGUGAAAAAAGUGGGGAUUUGUGUGAGUACAGCUGUUGAAGCUGUCCCGGAGUCUUCAUGUAAGUCUCACCCGGCGAAGUGGCCUUGUUUCCGUGAGCUGUGAGGGCUGUGUUGAACCCGCAGCCCUACAGAAGCUAAGCUCCAGGGAGCUCUGGCAGCUGGAGCUGUGCAGGGGCCCAACAGGCUGUCCUCACAGCGAAACGGGGUUUGGCCUUUGCACGUGAUUGAAUCCAGACCCUAAAAACAAACCCGGGACAGACGGGCAGCUUUGCAUAGCAAAAAGAAAUCUGCUGAUGCCGUUGGAGUGCUCUGGGAGGUUGACCCCGGGUCUGGGUGCUCCAAACUGAAGCUCUGAGGAGUUACUGUAAUUCCAGUGAAUACGGUCAAGGAAAGCCUCACGAUGCAGCCGGCUGGGUUGUCUGGGGGUUGGUGUCUGUUUGUUUUUUGUAUUAGAUAGAGGGAAAAUCUUUGCAUAAGAAGACAGUAGGCACUCAGUAAGAAAGCAGAGGCUGAGACAUCUCAGCGGUUAUGGCAAAGGACAAGAAGAAAGAUGGCAAGAAGUCAGAAAAGUCCGUCCAUCCUGCCCCUGCACACAGUGCUGCAGCUGAGAGUAGUCCCACAAAGCUGACAGAUUUGCACACCUCAGCCAAUGAAAUGGAAGAAGCACAAGCAAGUGCAACAGUAUCAGAUAAAGAGCCAGAGAAAGCAGAGGAGCCUCCUGUCCAAGACGUUCCUCAAUGCUACGAGGAGCCCAUUCUUUCUCAACUCAUUGUGAAAAGCUAUGAAGGUGACAAAGUUCGUAGGUUGUAUGAGGGUGAAGGUGUUGCAUUUUUUGAGGGAGGAAAUAUAUAUAAGGGCAUGUUUUCUGAAGGGCUUAUGCAUGGACAAGGGACUUACACAUGGGCUGAUGGAGUGAAGUACGAGGGAACAUUUGUUAAGAAUGUGCAGAUGGUUAAUGGAUGCUAUACAUGGAAUGAUGGCAGUGUUUAUGAAGGCUCCAUCAAAAAUGGACUUAGACAUGGAUUUGGCUUUUUCAGGAGUGGGAUCCAUCCAGUUUCUUACGUUGGUUACUGGUAUAAAGGCAAAAGACAUGGAAAGGGUACCAUUUAUUAUGACCGGGAGCAUAUGUCUUGGUACUCAGGUGACUGGGUAGAUAACGUCAAAGAAGGAUGGGGAAUGAGAUGCUAUAAGUCUGGAAAUAUCUAUGAAGGUCACUGGGAGAGAAAUGUACGUCACGGAAGAGGAAGAAUGAGAUGGCUGACAGCUGAUCAAGAGUAUGUUGGACAGUGGGUGUAUGGUGUACAGCAUGGAUAUGGCACCCACAUAUGGUUUCUGAAGAGAAUGCCUGCAUCUCAGUAUCCUUUGAGGAAUAAGUACACAGGUGACUUUGUAAACGGGGAGCGCCACGGACGUGGGAGGUUCAUCUACGCCAGCGGAGCGGUGUACGAUGGCGAAUGGGUUCAUAAUAAGAAGCAUGGCAAGGGCAAGUUUGUCUUCAAGAAUGGAAAUGUUUAUGAAGGAGAGUUUAGAGGUGAUAAUAUGGUAGAAUAUCCUGCUUUCCAGCUGGAUGCAGUGGGCGCACAGGAGCUGAAUGCCAUGUGCUCAGGAAGCUGUUUUGGCUCUGAAACAAUCAGAAUCAUUAACAACUCAGAAAAUCCUUCCAGUCUGGGAUCAGAUAUUGAAUUAGAUGUAUCUUCACUGCUUAACUUGUUUCCAAGGGAAGAGAGACAAGAAGAAUUGAAACAAGUAGAAUUUGCUGUGUUGAGACACAUUACGAAACUGAGGAGAGUUUACACCUUCUACAGCAGCUUGGGCUGUGAGGAUUCUCUUGACAACGCCUUCCUUAUGACCAGGCUCCAGUUCUGGAGAUUUCUGAAGGACUGCUGCUUCCAUCACUGCGGUGUAACUCUUGCUGACAUGGAUCGGAUGUUGAGCGAUGAUAAAACACCACUUGAGGAUAUACAUUCUCCAUAUGAGACUUUACUGUUCAGAACGUUUUUAUCUCGCCUUGUUCAUCUAUCCUUUCAUAUCUAUCACAAGGAGCACAAAGAUAAAGGUCCUUAUCUGCCAAAGUGUUUCACUGAAAUGAUGUCCAGGAAUGUUAUUCCCACUGCAUGUCAUAUUCAGGGUUUCUUAUUUUCUGAACAGCGUCGUGCUGUUUUUGCCAUGAGAUACAUUGACAAAUGCUGGGAAAUAUACAGAGCUUUUUGUCAUCAGAACACCAGACCUCCGUUUGAACCCACAAUGAAAAUGAGGGAGUUCCUUUGGAUGUUGAAUGAUUUUAAGCUUCUCAGCAAACAAUUAACUGCUUCAAGACUUGUGGAAAUACUUUUCAAAGAUGGUCCCUCCCUAGAUGACAGCAACCUGGAGCAGGAGUUGGUUUUUCUUGAAUUUGUUGAAGCUCUUCUCCAUUGUGCUUUGGUGUAUGUUACCAGUGGUAUGAUUAAGGAGCAGGUAGAUCGAGAUAAUCAGAAAAGAAGUAACUUCAGAACUGAGGGUUUCUCUGAAGGAACCACAGAUGUGACUUUCCACACGCAAUAUUCUCUCUCCCAGCUGCCGAGACCUUGUGAAGACAGAGGGCAAACUCUUCAAGAAUUUCUAAUGGGUAGUGCCCUGUCACUCCACACAGCUCAUGGCAGUAUCAAAGAUGUUCAGCCAUUGUCCAGCUGGGAUACAGAAGAAGAACAAGAUAUCUCUUCAACACUGGAAUUGAUAAACGAACAAGAAGCCAAAACUGGAAAAGAUAAGGAAUUUGAUUGGUGGAUGUAUCAAGUACAAAUCUUUUUUACAAACAAGUUGUUUCCUGCCUACCAGCAUGAACAAGUGUUGAAGGAAAAAAUAAAAGAAAAUCGAAUACGGAAUGCUGAGUUAGCUGAGCUGAGAAGGAGGAAGGAGGAGGACAUAGCAAAACUUAUUGCUGAAAGAGAAGCAGAAGAUGCAAAAAAGCAGAAAGAAUCUGCAGCAGAAGAAGCGUCACUGGAGUCCAAGAGUACAGUUCUGAAGGAUUUAGAAGAGCCUGGUGUGCAGUUAGUACCCCCUCCAAAGGAAGAGGCAUCCACUGUACCACCCCCAGCUGUUACCAAGGCGCCUGCAGGAGUAAAGAGAAGGAGGAAGUAAAUCUUCUGAGAUCUGCUGAAGCGACAAGCAUGCCUCAGUGCCUCAAAUGGGCAAGAGGAAAGAGAUCACAACAACUUGGAACCAAGGCACUAUCUCAACAUGAUGAAGACUAGAACAUCAGUCCUGUGGAAAACACUCUUCACCUAGCCAGGCUACUUUCAAGUAGACUGUAGUGGAUGCUUCCAGGUCUUUGCCCAGAAAAGCUAGGUUAAGCAAAGCCUGCUCCUCUGUUUAUAGGCUCCAUCUUCCACUUGUUUUAAGGGCCACCGUGAACAGCCCGUUAUGUCCUGAUGUACAGAUACAAUACUUCUACAAAUAAAGAACACAGAAUAAUACAAAGCAGCUUGUGAAAGAUCAGACUUCACUUCUAUGCCCUUGUCUCAACCAACAACUCAGUAAGACCUCUGGGCUAUCUGAGAGACACAGCAUGGAUUUCUAACAGAGCUAGGAGUUACAUUCUCUCUGUUCAAGCUGUAAGUAAUUGUGCCUAAGGAAACAUUCAGACGUUUAGCCACGUCAACAACCACUUGAUGGGAAAAAAUAAAGUUCUUUCUUUCUAACAUUAUAGAAAGCAGCAGUCUGGGAAAGCAGAAGUCAAAGGAAAUCAACAAAAGAAAGGCGGUGGGCACAAAGCCAGCCGUGGUUUUUUUCUUCAAGAAACUCAAAUGUUCUAAUUGCCCAGGGGCUGUUUCUGAACUUUAAGAGAUUCUGUCUUGCUCAAGAAAAGCUGGGAAGUGUAAACUGAAGUUAAGGUUUUACAGGAACUGCUGCUUCAUUAUGUCAACAUGUGGGGAGAUGGACAGUAAAAACGCAGACUGAACUGACAGUUUUCUAUCUUGUACGUACCCUGCAAGCACAGUAACCCACAGAGCUGUGCAUCUCCACUGGUCAGCUAAUUUCACGUUCACAUAUGAAAGAAGCAGAAUGCAAAUAUUCUAUCUGCUAUACCUGAAUAAUCUGUUACAACUUGGGAAUGAGGUGGCAGAACCUUAAUUGAUAACAGUUAAGAAUUACUAUCUUAAU
This is a messenger RNA of Numida meleagris (helmeted guineafowl), 4279 nucleotides long. It is a transcript of the gene RSPH10B, whose product is annotated as radial spoke head 10 homolog B. NCBI's taxonomy places the organism in Eukaryota, Metazoa, Chordata, Aves, Galliformes, Numididae. The record is from RefSeq and is a predicted model, not a curated record. The coding region runs from base 668 to 3256 and encodes 862 amino acids. The transcript is spliced from 20 exons.